ACUCUCCACAGGAAACUCUGAGCCAUAAUGCGAAGGCACCUCAGAGCAGACGGGUGCAUUGCUCAAACCAAGUGGGAUACGCUGCGGCUUUGAUAGUGCGUUAAUUACUCAUGUGAUGUGAUACAGAUGUCUGGGGGCUUCAGCUGAAAGUUUGCCUGACGCUUUCCAAGGGGGCCAGGCAGACAUUUUAGAAGCGUGAUACAUUGGGACCAUCUUUCUGUCAGUGAUAUCAAAGCGCUCAAUGCGUCCCAUAAUGGGCUCUCUAGCUGGACAUAUGUUUUUGCUAAUGGCCUGUAUGGCAGCCAGAGGAAUCUGCCAGAUAAACAGAGCUGAAGCGGAGCAGGACCCUCUCUCCAGCUUUCUCGUCCACUCCACCCUCCAAUCCGGUCUCUACAGCACUGUCAGUCCAAGCACGGGGCCCGGCAUCCACCAGUGGACACAAGCGGUGGUAUCUGGCUCUGGCAACGUUACUACAGUAAAGAAACCACCUAAUUGCACUGUAAAUACCUCAAUCAACGCACAUUUUAAAUACAUCAACACAAUCAUUUCCAUUAUAGUCUUUGUAGUCGGGAUAGUGGGCAACGCCACCCUGCUGAGGAUAAUAUACCAGCACAAAUGCAUGAGGAAUGGACCCAAUGCCCUCAUUGCCAGCCUGGCCCUGGGCGACCUUAUCUACAUUGUCAUUGAUAUACCCAUCAAUGUGUACAAGCUCCUGGCAUCACGCUUCCCAUUCGAUGACAGUAUUGUGGGCCUGUGCCUUUGUAAGUUUGUUCCCUUCCUGCAGAAAGCAUCUGUGGGCAUCACAGUGCUCAACCUGUGCGCCCUCAGCGUUGACAGAUACCGGGCUGUGGCAUCGUGGAGCAGAGUGCAGGGCGUGGGCAUCCCUCUGAUCACCGUCAUUGAGAUCGUGUCCAUCUGGGUGCUUUCACUCAUCCUGGCAGUGCCGGAGGCCAUCGGUUUCGACAUAAUCACCUUCGACUAUGGCAACAAAACCAUGCGCACUUGCAUGCUUAACCCCGGGAGUGCCUUCAUGAAGUUCUACAGAGAUGCAAAGGACUGGUGGCUGUUUGGCUUCUACUUUUGUGUACCACUGAUUUGUACAGCUAUCUUCUACACUCUCAUGACCUGCGAGAUGCUCAACCGCAGGAAUGGCAGCCUCCGGAUCGCUCUCAGUGAGCACCUCAAACAGAGGAGAGAGGUGGCCAAAGCUGUCUUUUCCCUCGUCCUCAUCUUUGCCCUCUGCUGGUUCCCACUGCACCUCAGCAGGAUUCUUAAGAAGAUGAUUUACAACCAGGAAGAGAAAGUGCGAUGUGAGCUGCUCAAUUUCCUGUUGAUCCUGGACUACUUUGGCAUCAACCUUGCAACAAUCAACUCCUGCAUAAAUCCCAUUAUCCUCUACUUUGUCAGCAAGAAGUUCAAAAAUUGCUUCAAGUCGUGUUUGUGCUGCUGGUGUUACUCCGACAAUCAGCUGAACAGCACCGGACCCAUGAAUGGCACCAGUAUUCAGUGUAAAAGUCCAGAGCCCAACAACUUCCACACUGACCGCGGCAUCAGAAAGUACAGCAACUGAGUUCCCGGCUGAGGAGUGUCUUUGAAGCUUUUCUGUAUCCCCAUCAAGCACUUAAAAUGUGACCAAUACUCAUAUUAUAAUACAUAAAUCAAAAAAAUGUACACAUUCAGAUAAUAAUCUACCUGAGGACUGCAGAAGCAAAACAUGAAUAUGGCGGGCAUGUAUUAGGAACUGGAAUAAAAGGGAUGAAAAUGGAUUGGGGAACUUCAAUACGCUGGUGUUUCCUGAGUCUCUCAGCAGACUAAACUUCCUCCAACAAACUCCUUCUGUUCCCACACCCACGGACAGUGACUCUGUAGCUUGUAAGAAGAAGGAGGAGGAAAGCAGGAGGAGGAGAACUUUUAAAGGGAAGCAGCUGAGCCUCACUAUAAAUUGCUCUCUAUCAGGAGCCAAGUGUGCUAUUCCUGUAAAGGGCAGCACCACUGGGAAGGAUGCUGCAGGAAGGAAAAAGCUGACUGUUCUCCGUCAGAGGGGAUGACGAGUGAUGAGUCCCCUGGAGUUUGCUACUUACUGAUAAUGAAAAACAGGAAAGCAUGCUAGUGACAGUUGUUGUACAGUGUAUUUGGCUCAUACUUAUUAUUCCCUGAGCUACUAUGUGGUAUAAACUAGAGGAUGACUUUAAAGUUUAUUCGCCUGAUGUUUAAGUUCCACUGCUUUUUUUUUUUGAGUUAUCAAGAAAGGGGUGCACUCUGGAUGUAUCUGAACAAAAUCACUGACAAAAACACAAUUUUUUUCUAGUUUCUAGUGAGCAUACUGCACAGUAGACUUCACAAAAAGUCAGAUCCUCUGUUAAAGCAGCUGACACAUCAGGAAACAUUGGGUUGCAGGUUUUAGAGCAAACAGUUAAUGUGCAACAAUGUAUUUUAACACACGUCAUACAAAUGACUAACAUGAGGUAGAUUAAAGAGUAACCACAAGUCUGACCAUUGAACAAAACAGAUUCCUAUAACACUGUGAAUUUCAACAUACAAAUACAACAGUUUUCUUGACAUCUCUGCUUUAUAACCCAAUGCAAAUAUAUACUCAUGUAAUGACCAAUUUUAUAAAGUGUUAGACUGCAGUAACAAUAUUUUUACUCAGCCUAUCUUACCUUUAUAAUGACAUAGGUAAAGAAUGUUUUGUGAGAUGAUAGACACUCCACAUUUAGAGGUGGGUUUGCAUUUUGGGAAAUGUGUAUACAGUGGUCCCUCACUAUAACGCGGUUCACCUUUUGCGACCUCGCUGUUCCACGGAUUUUUGUGUGGGCAAUUUUGCGUGCUUUUUGUUUGUUUGGUUGGUUUUUUUUACAGCACAUUGUGUUCUGCGUCCUGAUUGGCGGUAGACUAUUGUCAAUCGCUCUCGUGCUGUGUCUCCUGCACAGUACAAAAUGCGUUCAGCUUGUCAAAUUUACAUAAAUCUUCUAUCGCUAGCAGUGUGCUGCGGAUGCCUUUGGUUUCAUUCUAUAAUACUGCACUUAUUUUUCUACAAGGUUUGAAAUUUCAGAGUGUUUAAACAACAGAAAAAAGUGUAAAAAUGUUCAUGCCUGUCUGAGAAAAGUGUAUAAGUGAGGGGUUUUACAGCCUUAAAACAUCUAUAAUAAUUGUAAAAAAUAAAGUUAUCUACUUCGCGGUUUUCACUUAAACCGCGAUAAACGAGGGACCACUGUACUUGUUUUUGGCCGUCACUGUGAAGCUACGACAGGAAACAAGGGAAAACAGGGGGCCUGACUUGGUCCAAAACCAAAGGUCCACCUCCAUUUUAACACAUUUUGCCAUUUAUAUAACACAUCCAUGUAUACUUACAUGCUUCACUGGUAGAACAAGACUAACUCAAAGGGGUCACAGAAAAGAACAUUAAGCUAGCUAAUAAUACCUCUAUAUCUCCAAAACAUAUUUUGACUUCAUGUUAAAUCAUAGUAUCUGUUUUACUUUUAUAAGUGGUAUCGAAAGAAAAUAAGAGGUGUGGCUACACUGGCUUCAGAUGUUUUCAAAGCAUUUUCACUGAAGCUAAUGACUGAAAAAUAAACUGAAUCAUGUAUCAAGUUUAGCCAUGUUAGCCUGUAUGUAAUAGCUAAUUAUGUAAAGAACAUUCUUGUUCAAAUCUG
This is a messenger RNA of Pelmatolapia mariae (spotted tilapia), 3653 nucleotides long. It is a transcript of the gene ednraa, whose product is annotated as endothelin receptor type Aa. The coding region runs from base 242 to 1570 and encodes 442 amino acids. Gene Ontology annotation, cellular component: plasma membrane. Gene Ontology annotation, molecular function: endothelin receptor activity. The transcript has 8 exons. The record is from RefSeq and is a predicted model, not a curated record. Lineage: Eukaryota; Metazoa; Chordata; Actinopteri; Cichliformes; Cichlidae. Gene Ontology annotation, biological process: vasoconstriction; endothelin receptor signaling pathway; enteric nervous system development.